Messenger RNA from Planococcus citri (citrus mealybug), 4120 nucleotides. RefSeq lists its product as uncharacterized. The coding region runs from base 128 to 1333 and encodes 401 amino acids. Lineage: Eukaryota; Metazoa; Arthropoda; Insecta; Hemiptera; Pseudococcidae. The transcript has 4 exons. The record is from RefSeq and is a predicted model, not a curated record.
UUUCUUAUCUCAUUAUCUCCUAUAUUUAUUUAUUUUUUUUAUCACCAAAGUAUAUGAGAUCUGAGAGUGAAACUUCUAAAAGCUGUCUUUAUAUAUUUGUAUUGAAAUUAUGUAAUUAAAAUACCUAAUGGAGAAGUUUAUUUGCGGUGUUUGCGGGUGUUCAUACGAGCAUAGAAAAUCUCUACUUCGGCAUCAACGUAGUGUUCAUGGCGAAACGACUGAUAAUCAGUCCAAUGAAAAUUCAAAAUUUAAAUGUUCAGGCUGCUCAUUUAUUGGGUCUAAAUUGAGUUUAUUACGAAGUCAUCUGGAGAACGAACAUAAUGUCUCCAUCAAGCUUGAAACUAUUGAAUUUCGUAGCUUUGAAGAGUUUCAGGAAUGGAAAAAGAACGAGGAAAAAGCUACGCGUUCUAAUUUUUCAAAAAACAGAAGUGAUCGGACAUUGAGCGAUAAAUCGAUAAGGCAACAUUUUCACUGUUUUCGUUCCGGAUUUUUCAAAAGCAGAUCAAAAGGACAAAGAAAUUUAAAAAUGAAAGGUUCCUGUAAAAUUGGAGCGUUUUGUCCGGCAGAAAUUGUAGUUACGUCGUCUUCCGAUGGUGAAAGGGUUUCUGUGAAUUACUACAGUACUCAUUAUGGUCAUGCGGAUGAAAUAGCGCAUUUACGCUUAACUGAUGAGGAAAGAACAGAAAUAGCUGGAAAAUUAAGUAAAGGUGUCCAUAUUGACGCGAUAUUGGAUAACAUUCGUGACAAUCUAAAUAUCAGUACCAACGAUCGUUUAUAUUUGUUGACUCGAAAAGAUGUACAGAAUAUCGCUUUGAAUUUCAACAUAAAUUUAGGACAUCGACUUCAUACAGAUGACACAACUAGCGUUGACGAGUGGGUUAGUAACAGAGAUACGAAUAAUGUUACCCAAGCACGAACUGUUGCUGAAAAUGUCACUGAAUUACCGUUAGCUGACAAUGACGAUGCUUCUAGUGCUACCAGAGAAGAUGGCCUUCAUCACAGCUUAAAAUUCCAUAAGUUAAUGGCAUCCAAGAAUACCAGUAAACGAGAUAACUCGCUAAAUCAACUCGACUAUCUUACUGGAUUAAUUAACGAAGUCGAAGAUGUAAUAGACGAAGAUGACGAGUAUUGGCCUCAAUUUGAUAAAAAAUUGAACGAAGCUGCGUCCUUAUUGUUGAAAUUGAAAGAAAUAAAGAAGAAGGAAAUGGGAAGCAUAAGCAACACUGUAUUUGCGCCAGUUGACGGUGAUGUUCCUAGAAAAAAUUCUAAACAAAAAAAACAUCUUGCGCAGUUCGCAAGAUCAACCGACUUUGCUCUAAAUAUACCCCAGUAAUUUACCAACAUUUAUCUCAGUAAUUUACCAGACAUUACUUAAAAAUUUACCAAUUUAUCAAAAUGCGCGGAAGUACCCAAAUUUACCGAUUUAAUGAAUACGAAAAGUCGAAAACAUCGACAAAAUAAAAUAGUCAAUCAUAAGUAGCCAUCAUAUUACACUUUUAUGAAAUUGAUUUUCAAAUAAAAAUUAGCGUACUUAUGAAGACGUAACCGUCAUAUUACAAGUGGAAUAAUAUAUCAGGAAAAUUGUUGACAAAAAACAAAAUUAUUACCGAAAUUUACCAAUUUACCGAAAUUUAGCUAUUUACCAAAAUUUACCAAUUUACCAAAAUUUACCAAUUUACCUAUUUACCAAAAUUUACCUAUUUACCGAAAUUUACCUAUUUACUGAAAUUUACCUAUUUACCAAAAUUUACCUAUUUACCGAAAUUUACCAAUUUACCAAAAUUUACCAAUUUACCAAUAUUUACCAAUUUACCAAAAUUUACCGAUAUACCAAAAUUUACCGAUUUACCAAAAUUUACCAAUUUACUAAAAUUUACGAAUUUAUCAAAAUUUAUCAAUUUACCAAAAUUUACCAUUUUACCAAUAUUUACCAAUUUACCAAAAUUUACCAAUUUACUAAAAUUUACCAAUUUACCAAAAUUUACCGAUUUACUAAAGUUUACCAAUUUACCAAAAUUUACCAAUUUACCAAAAUUUACCAAUUUACCAAAAUUUACGAAUUUACCAAAAUUUACGAAUUUACCCAAUUUUAUCAAUUUACCAAAAUUUACCACUUUACCAAAAUUUACGAAUUUACCAAAAAUUAACCCAGCAAUUUACUAACAUUUACCUCAGUAAUUUACCAGACAUUACCCAUUAAUUUACCAAUUUUCCAUUUUACCAAAAAUUACCCCAGCAAUUUACCAACAUUCACCUCAGUAAUUUACGAGACAUUUCCUCACUAAUUUACCAAUUUUUUUACCGAAUUUUAAUUACCCCAGUAAUUUACUGUCAAAGGUUUUUACCAAUUUACCAAACUUUACCAAUUUACCAAAAAUUACCCAAGCAAUUUACCAAAAUUUUCAACCAACUUUAAUUACGAGUAAUUCACCAAAAAUAACUAAUCAUUUUAUUUACUAAAAAUUACUAUUAAUUAACAAAAAAAAAAAAAAUUAUCAAAAUUUACUGGCUAUUUACCAAAAACUUAAUGUUUUUUGUUAAAACAAAAAUUACACUAGAAAUUUUUGAAAAAUUUUGAUUUUUUAUGGCAAAAAAAUUUUGGACGGAUAAAAUUAACAAAAAAAUUAACAAAAAAAUCAACAAAAAAUUUUCUCCUCUUGACUCGCGCGGGAUUCGAACACCCGACCUUCGGCGUACCAAUCUGCAACCUACACACCCUAACCACCCCAUCUGUUUGUUGGGGGUGAGCCGUUUGCGAGAUAUAAGGGUUUACACAAAUUUCUGCUUAUCCAUAACGUUGAAACACACUUAAACGUUCAUAUCUCGUAAACGGCUGAACCGAUUUCGACCAAAUUAAAAAUUUCUCUAGUUCAGUAUCAAAGCAAUAUUUUGCCAUCAUCAGGUUCGACUUAAAGUUCGGAGCUUUUGAGUUCAGCGUGACACAAAUUUAUACAUAAAUUGAUAUAUAAACUUAUAUAUAAAUAAAUAUAUAAAUAAAUAUAUAUAUAAACUUAUCUCGUUUUGCGCCAUAUGUCUUAUCGUGAUCAGCACACUCCAAAACGUCAAGAAAACCCACCCCCACCCAAAUCCUCAACCAUCAUGACAAAUACAAUACCUUACUUUUCCGUUUCACGGCAAAGUCGGUAAAAUGCGAGACAGAAAUAUGAGUACUUUAGAGUCAAACCCAGAAUUCUCCACUUUUCGUCAUUUUGAGAAAAACACAAAAAACUGCUAGAAGGUUGGUAUCAGUAGUAGCAGGUUUCUAAUCUCGUCUAUAAAUAGUGCUUUGGGUAACAAUCAAAUUGACGAAAAAAAAAUUUUUUUUCAAGUCUUUCCAUAGCAGUAAUUCACGAUACCAUUUUGGAGAAUUCUGGUUUUGACUCCAAGUCUGUAAAAAAAUCAAAAAAAAUGUCAAAAAUACAUGAUAAAAUGAGGGAUUGAGGAAUAAUUCUAGAUUCAAGUCUGUUGAAAGUAUCUCAAGGUUGUUUACAGUCGACUGGAAUAAAAAAAAAAAUUUUUUUGAAGUAUUUUUUUCAAAGUUUGACUCGAACCCGGGACUUUGGACCCCCUCACCAUCAUGGCAUCGAAUGGGGUAAAAUGUAGAAUGGCAAUUGAUGCGUACCUACUAACUGUACCCAAAACAACCAUAAUCUCAUUUUUGAAAAUUUUGGACUUUUUUCGGAAUUGGACUCGGACCCGGUACUUUGGACCUCGCUGACUGCGUCAUUAUGUCAGAUUGGUAAAAACGGAGAAUGGCAAUCGAUGCAUACCGACUAACUGUACCCAAAACGAUCAUAACCUCAUUUUUCAAAAAUUUGGAGAAUUCUGGGUUUGACUCUAAGGUACUCAUAUGUUUCAUUCCACUACGAAAAAAAGGAAACCAAAUUCUGACAGCGAAAAUGCCUACCACAGCCGAGCAACAAAUGCUAAAGGCAAUGUUACAAGAUGAAAACAAUUUUGCAUGCAACGUUCACGUAGAUUUAGAUCAUUACUAUUCCAACAUAACUGACUAAAUUUAUAAUUAUAUCGAAGUGAUUGAUAAUUUUUGUAAUUUUAUAUCAACACCAAAUGUUUAUUUUUCGUUUGUUAUCGGUUUCAGAUAAUAAAAUGAGUUCUGAAA